AUGUCAUACAGAAUUGAAAUCGCCAAAGAUGAGGACCUCUAUGAACUGAUGACCCAUUUAUGGCGAUGCUUCGAAGAUCCCUACCAAGGCCUUUUACGCAUCUUUUUCCCUAUUUUAAACAAUGACCGUGAAGCUAGUUUGCUUGAAGCCAGCAACAGACAACGCGAAGAAUACAGAGAGACUUACCCAGAGCUCAUUUGGCUCAAGGUUGUUGACAACAAGACGAACAAAAUCAUCGCCGGCGCAAAAUGGUACUUUUACGAACGUAACCCCUUUCUUCCAAAGCCAGGGGACAGUGAUGACCAUGACCCUACAAAUGAGGAGGCCUUUUGGUAUCCAAAGGGGGUCGGUAGGGAAUUUGCUACGUUAGCGAUGCAUGCGUUUGAGAAGCCGAGGACCACGAUGGGCCAAAGACCACAUUCAUUCCUAAAUAUCAUUUUCACCCUCCCGGAACACCAGCGCAAAGGUGUUGGCAGAGCAAUUCUGGACUGGGGACUCGCAAAGGCGGACAGGCUGGGACUUGAGUCCUGGUUAGAUGCUUCUGUCUACGGAUUACCGCUUUACCAAAAAGUUGGGUUUUUAACCUACGGACGCAAUAAUGUUCAGGUGGAAAUGCCGGCAAACUAUGACGCGGAUCAAAAAGCCGAGUGGGAGCAUUACAAGAGCAUCAUGUUGCCGGUUGAGUGUACUGUAAUGUGGCGGCCAGCUGGAGGCAAGUUUUCAGUUGGGAAGACAAUCACACUAUGGACUCACACUAUGGACUAA
Talaromyces proteolyticus is the source of this 765-nucleotide messenger RNA. Its product is annotated as putative GNAT family acetyltransferase. NCBI's taxonomy places the organism in Eukaryota, Fungi, Ascomycota, Eurotiomycetes, Eurotiales, Trichocomaceae. Bases 1 to 765 code for a protein of 254 amino acids. The record is from RefSeq and is a predicted model, not a curated record. The transcript has 2 exons. Gene Ontology annotation, molecular function: acyltransferase activity, transferring groups other than amino-acyl groups.